CCACUUUCUUUCCUAGGUUUUGGUGGGCUGGUUGAAGAUGAAAUCCACUGAGAAGGGAAGACUGAAGAGGGAAAACUUGGGUCUUCUGCACUCUGUGUGCCAGACCAGAAGUGGUCCCAUGAAGGCUUCCAUAACAUCUGUAGACCCUGUAAAAAUGAAGUGUUCUUGGAUUUGGACAUUCCCAAUAGGAAGAGUUAAAGGCUGACAGGACUAUAAAAGCAGAGAAGAUGCUAGGUAAUUGACAGAUCCUGUGCAACUCGAUUCCUAGAUUGACGCUGGAUUCAUUUGAUAGUAGAGAGAAAAUAAGAAAUCAGAACUAGAUGAACAAAAUUUGAGUCUCAUAUUCUCAUUCUGGACCUCUUCAGUGCUUAAAAUCCUGGAUAUACAGUAGAUGAGGACUGCAUUUUUCAUGUAUGGAUCUUCAGCAUCUGCAGACCUCAUCACCAUGUCUCUGUGUGAAGAUAUGCUGCUUUGUAAUUAUCGCAAGUGUCGCAGCAAGCUCUCUGGUUAUGCAUGGGUCACUGCCUGUUCUCACAUCUUCUGUGAUCAGCAUGGCAGUGGAGAGUUCAGCCGCUCACCAGCUGUCUGCCCAGCCUGCAACAGUACCCUUUCUGGAAAGCUAGAUAUUGUCCGCACAGAACUCAGUCCAUCAGAGGAAUAUAAAGCUAUGGUAUUGGCAGGGCUACGACCAGAGAUUGUAUUGGACAUUAGCUCCCGAGCACUGGCCUUCUGGACAUACCAGGUGCAUCAGGAACGUCUCUAUCAAGAAUACAAUUUCAGCAAGGCUGAGGGCCAUCUGAAACAGAUGGAGAAAAUAUAUACUCAACAAAUACAGAGCAAAGAUGUAGAAUUGACAUCUAUGAAAGGAGAGGUCACCUCCAUGAAGAAAGUGCUAGAAGAAUACAAGAAGAAGUUCAGUGACAUCUCUGAGAAACUUAUGGAGCGCAAUCGCCAGUAUCAAAAGCUCCAAGGCCUCUAUGAUAGCCUUAGACUACGAAAUAUCACUAUUGCUAACCAAGACAGCACCCUUGAACCAUCUAUGAUUGCACAGUCUGGUGUCUUUGGCUUCCCAGUAGGGAACAACUCCAGGUUUCCUUUGGACAAUAUACCAGUUCGAAAUCAGGGUGGCGGAGAUGAAGAUUUUCAGUUCAGACCAUUUUUUGUGGGUUCUCCCACAGCACCCGAAGCCAGCAACAGCUUUUUUAGUUUUGCUUCUCAAAGUCAUGAAUUAGAGCAGCAGCAGAUCUCUAGCAGAGCCUUCAAAGUAAAAAGAAUUUAGCUCAAUUUACAGACUGUUUCUCUGCCUUCAGUGAUUUCAUUUAUCAUAUAAUCUUCAUUCUUAAUAGGAGUAACCAACUUCCCUGUGCUGUUGAAUCUCUGAAGUUGUCUUCACACGUUCGACUUAUAAGAGAUUCACUGGCAGUGGGAUAGGUGGCUUUAGUGUCUGUUUCCUUGUUUCUAUUACUUAAAGCAUGAACAUUUUACUAAUCUCAGUUUCUGUUGUUACCAUUGAAUUUUUAUCACUGGUGAAAAGGUCGCAACAUGAUAGAAUGUUUUGUAGGUCACUGUUUGGGUCUUGCUGUUUCUGACCAAGCUGUGUAUUUAUGCACAUGUCUGUGAAUACCAGUGUUACACGUCUAAGUGUCACUUUGGAUUCUGGUAUUUAUGUAUAUAUGUAUAUGUAAGUGUGUUCACUGAUAUUUUGCUGUAUUUACCAGUAUAUUUAUGUGAAGAUUUAGGUCUUGGAAAAUGAUGGUUGGUUGAUUUGUGGCUUGUUAUCUGGGCGUAGGUAUUUGUAUAUAUUUACGUAUUUGCAUUCAUAUUAACUUGUUGGGAGGCAUGCUCAUGCCAGUGGAUGAGAGUAUAAUUUGAUAUAUGUGUAUUCACUUACUCCUUGUAUUUUAAAAUAAUUUACAUUGGUAAAGUUAUUUUGUGAAGUUGAUUUUUUGGCAUUUGUUUUAAGCUUCUUUACCUUUGUGUUUAUUUAGGAAUUCACUUCUGCAAUUUAGCAAUGUUAUCACAAGUGAUUAUUAAUUAAAAUAAUUUUAAGCCUUCAUUAUUUCUCUUUAUUAAAUAGUGAGCAUUUCUGACUACUAACGGAAAUUAAAUUAUGUUUAAUUGCUACCUUUAAGUAUUUAACAUGGAGAGCAAAGAGAGAAUUUGAAUGAUAAACUCAGUAACUGUUAGACGCAAAACUUGAAAGCAUACUGAUUGGGGAAGCAAUAUCUGGGAUCUAAUUAUGUUUUUUUUUUGUGUGUGUGUGUGAGAUUGAGUUCUUUUUUCUUUUUUUUUGUUGCAAAGCCAUAGUACAGUUUAUUGAAAGAAAAAGGAAAGUAUAGGCACUGCAAAAGAAAGCUCGGUGGGUCCUCAGAUGGGACAGAAGCCGAGUGAACUUUUUUUGGUGUGUUAUUAGGGUUUGAACUCAGGGCCUGGAGCUUGUUGGGCAGGUCCUCUACCAUGUGAGCUAUGCCCCA
Castor canadensis (American beaver) is the source of this 2474-nucleotide messenger RNA. Lineage: Eukaryota; Metazoa; Chordata; Mammalia; Rodentia; Castoridae. The record is from RefSeq and is a predicted model, not a curated record.